Leptomonas pyrrhocoris is the source of this 972-nucleotide messenger RNA. RefSeq lists its product as hypothetical. Bases 55 to 972 code for a protein of 305 amino acids. The transcript has a single exon. The record is from RefSeq and is a predicted model, not a curated record. NCBI's taxonomy places the organism in Eukaryota, Euglenozoa, Kinetoplastea, Trypanosomatida, Trypanosomatidae. Gene Ontology annotation, biological process: coenzyme A biosynthetic process. Gene Ontology annotation, molecular function: ATP binding; dephospho-CoA kinase activity.
GCACCGACAAUCACACACACACACACACACACAGCGUCGCUGACAAGACUUGCGAUGAAGGCGAUUCGCACCAUCGGCUUCACCGGCACCAUCGCCAGCGGCAAGACAUCCCGCUGCAAACGUCUAGUCGAGGUCGCCAGGGAGCAUCAGCGCGGGCUGGAAGCAGCGGCUGCAGCUGCCCAGGCCGUUUCCAACAAGCCACCCUCCCACUCCCCCCCCUGUGUCGACCAUACCGUUCUCGUGCACUACAUCAACGCGGACCUGGUGGGCCACAACAUCUACGAACCCCACAGGCCCUGUUACAAGGACGUCGUCCAGCACUUUGGCUCGUCGAUUCUCACCCGCACACCACCGUUUGCCGGUGCAGCGGACGCGGACGGGGAGGGCAGUGGGAAGAGCGGCAAGGCACCGCUGUCGGCCCCCUACAUCGACCGCCGUGUGCUGGGCGAGAUCGUCUUCGGGGAUGCGCGCAAGCUUCAGGAGCUGAGCGCCAUCUGCUGGCCGUACAUCACCGCUGCGAUUCGUGCGGAGUACGCGGCCGUCUGCGCACGUGCCACCGCAUCGACGCCGCUGCCCAGCACGAUCGAUCUCACUGCGUUUCCCGCCCUCCCAGCUGGACCGGCGGCGGUGGCGCUCAUCAUUAUUGAAGCGGCACUGUUGUGUGACAUAGUCGAUGUGCUGAGCUUGACAACCGAUUUGUGGAUGACGCACUGCACGCCGGAGACGGCAGUGGAUCGGUUGAUGGCGCGCAAUGGUCUCAGCAGCGACGAGGCCGGGCGGCGAGUCGCCAGCCAGCGGGAGGUGGAUGAAAAACUGCAAGCGCUGCGGGAGCUGUCGUACAAGGGCGAUAUCGAAGUCUUCGACACGACACAGGUGUCGCUCGCGGAGGGUUUGGAGGAGACGGAGAAGGCGUUUGAGAAGUACUGGAAGAAGAAGGUGUUGGUGCACUUACCUCUCGACCCUGCCGCGUAG